AUGGCGCUGUGGCGCGGCUCCGCGUACGCUGGCUUCCUGGCGCUCGCGGUGGGCUGCAUCUUCCUCCUGGAGCCGCAGCUGCCGGGGUCGGCCCUGCGCUCGCUGUGGAGUUCGCUGCAGCUGGGGCCCGCGCCCGCGCCCCCAGGAGCCGGCUCCCCUGAGGGCCGGCUGGCAGCCGCCUGGGACGCGCUCAUCGUGCGGCCGGCCCGGCGUUGGCGCCGCGUGGCCGUGGGCGUCAAUGCAUGUGUAGACGUAGUGCUGUCAGGGGUGAAGCUCUUGCAGGCACUUGGCUUGAGUCCUGGGAAUGGGAAAGAUCACAGCGAGCUGCGUUCAAGGAAUGAUCUAGAAGAAGCCUUCGUUCACUUCAUGGGGAAGGGAGCAGCUGCUGAACGCUUCUUCAGUGAUAAGGAAACUUUCCAUGACAUCGCCCAGGUUGCGUCAGAGUUCCCAGAAGCCCAGCACUAUGUAGGAGGAAAUGCAGCUUUAAUUGGACAGAAGUUUGCAGCCAACUCCGAUUUAAAGGUUCUUCUUUGUGGUCCAGUUGGUCCAAAGCUGCAUGAGCUUCUUGAUGACAAUGUAUUUGUCCCACCAGAGUCAUUGCAGGAAGUGGAUGAGUUCCACCUCAUUUUAGAGUAUCAAGCAGGGGAGGAGUGGGACCAGUUAAAAGCUCCCCAUGCCAACCGGUUCAUCUUCUCCCACGACCUCUCCAACGGGGCCAUGAAUAUGCUGGAGGUGUUUGUGUCUAGCCUGGAGGAGUUUCAGCCAGACCUGGUGGUCCUCUCUGGAUUGCACAUGAUGGAGGGACAGAGCAAGGAGUUCCAGAGGAAGAGGCUCUUGGAGGUCGUGACCUCCAUUUCUGACAUCCCUACGGGUGUUCCAGUUCACCUGGAGCUGGCCAGCAUGACCAACAAGGAGCUUAUGAGCAGCAUUGUGCACCAGCAGGUCUUUCCGGCCGUGACUUCCCUGGGGCUGAAUGAACAGGAGCUGUUAUUUCUCAGCCAGUCGGCAUCUGGACCUCACUCUUCUCUUUCUUCCUGGAAUGGUGUUCCUGAUGUGGGCGUGGUCAGCGACAUCCUCUUUUGGAUCUUGAAGGAACAUGGGAAAAGUGAAAGCAGAGCCUCGGACCUCAGCAGGAUCCAUUUCCACACGCUGGCCUACCAUAUCCUGGCGACUGUGGAUGGACACUGGGCCAACCAGCUGGCUGCCGUGGCUGCAGGAGCCCGCGUGGCCGGGACACAGGCCUGCGCGACGGAGACCAUAGACACCCGCCGCGUAUCUCUGAAGGCACCCCACGAGUUCACGACCUCCCGUUUGGAGGCCGGCUCCAGGGUUGUGUUAAACCCAAAUGAGCCAGUGGUCGAAUGGCACAGGGAGGGCGUGUCCUUCCACUUCACACCAGUGUUGGUGUGUAAAGAUCCUGUUCGAACUGUGGGCCUUGGAGAUGCCAUCUCAGCCGAAGGACUCUUCUAUUCAGAAGUACACCCUCACUCGUAGGAAGGUUGUUGGGGUCAUUUUUCUGAUGAAGGAAAACUAGCCAACCUAAAAAUGACAGGAAUUCAGUGGUCUGGGAAAUAGGAUCGAGAGUGUCAAAAACCAUUUCUGUUGAUCAAACUGAAAGACAGCCAAAGAAACAACAGCGGAUUAAACUGUACCAGAUACAUUCCAGCCUUUUGACAAUUACACAGAAACAUUUCAGGUUUUAAUCGCAAUUCAGCUGUCUACUAACAAGACUGGAUUUUUGUUCUCGUUUAUUUUUAUGUUGUGUGUUACAGGGCUAAAAACUUGAUUCUCCAACUCUUUUCAGGUAUUUUAGGCCAGACCCCUUGCCCAUGAGAGCAUGCUGGUUGGAGAAAGCACUCCCUUCGUGCCCACCUCAGAUGCGCAUGCUCACUCACCCGUUCUCCCCGUCUCUGAAAGCCCAGUGUGAGUUCUUGCAUUCUCUCAGCUCAGCACCCAUGACAGGAUCAUAAUUUCCAUUCAGUGUUAUAAUGACAAUAUUCAACGAAUACACCUUCUCAGUUUUCUGCUCCCAAAUUAAGACAGAGCCACAGGUAAGGACAAAAUAGCCCUCCUGUGCUUCAGAGACACAGCAGAGGCUGGGUGCCCCAUGGAGCCCUUGAGGGGGCCAGUCACUCUGCAGUUAGGGGCCUGGCUGGCCUGCAGGGUGGCGCUGUGAGCCGAGGGCUGCACCUCCCUGCCCUGGCUCCUUAACUGCAGACUGGCUGGUCAGAGGCUGCUGUGCCUGGGCCCACCCUCAUUGCCCAGCUCUGGACAUGAUUUCUAUAGCAGAAGACUGAUCUGUGUUCAUUCUGAUCCUUGAAGGAAUUUUACUUUUACAACUGGAAUCUGCUUCUGGGUGUAUAACAGAUCAUGUAUGUUUUACAGUGAUACAUCACAUCUGUUAAAGAGUGUGACCUCCUAAGAGCCCCAGGAUCAUAAAUAAAUUUGUCAUAUUAUGUAUUUAUUUUUAUAAAUCGAGACUUCAGCGUGCU
Molecule: messenger RNA, 2492 nt
Organism: Budorcas taxicolor (takin)
Lineage: Eukaryota; Metazoa; Chordata; Mammalia; Artiodactyla; Bovidae
Gene: ADPGK
Product: ADP dependent glucokinase
Exons: 7
Coding region: 1-1494 (497 amino acids)
Biological process (GO): glucose metabolic process
Cellular component (GO): endoplasmic reticulum
Molecular function (GO): ADP-specific glucokinase activity
Source: RefSeq, a predicted model, not a curated record